Lampris incognitus (smalleye Pacific opah) is the source of this 939-nucleotide messenger RNA. RefSeq names its product amyloid-beta precursor protein-like. Bases 1 to 624 code for a protein of 207 amino acids. The record is from RefSeq and is a predicted model, not a curated record. Gene Ontology annotation, molecular function: serine-type endopeptidase inhibitor activity. The transcript has 5 exons. NCBI's taxonomy places the organism in Eukaryota, Metazoa, Chordata, Actinopteri, Lampriformes, Lampridae.
AUGAUCAUUAAUCCUAAAUCUAUCGGGGACCACACACCCAUUGGUGGUGACUCCAUUAUACAGGUGAGCACAAACAAGUACCUGGGGGUCCGCAUGGAUGCACAACUGAGUUGGUGUACCCAGGUCGACUCUGUGUGUGCACGCAUCCAGAGCCCUAGAAAGAGAGAGUUGCGUCAGGUGAAAGUGGCUUCCAAGGGUCCGAAGGAGGACCUGGCCCCAAAGGCAACAGAGGCAGAGGGCCAGGGGGAGGCGCAGGAGGAGGAGCUUGGAGAAGAGGGACAGGAGGAGUUUCAGGAGCAGACAGGAGAACAAACCCAGACAGACCUGGGCCAGUUGGACCUAAUCCAGACAUUGUCCAGAGGUGAUGGGGAGACCUUCCCAGCUCGACCCAAUCUCAGCGAGCCAACGGCCGUGCUGACAACAGAACAAACCAACGUUCUCACCAAGGAUGCCUGUUUGCUGAGGCAGGACCCCGGCGGCUGUCAAAACUACACCAUGAAGUGGUUCUUUGACACAGAACAGCGUGAAUGCUCUCGCUUCUGGUAUGGCGGCUGCGAGGGGAACAACAACCGCUUUGAGACGCAGGACGAGUGCGAGAUUGUCUGUCUGAGCACGAGGCGAUGAGAAGAGGCCCCGCAGGUUCCGAGGCCUGGACCACCUGGAGACUGAUUCAUCAGAUCAGCCUCUCUGCUUGUGAGCCUCCCACAUAUCCCAGGCUGCCAUGCAGACAAUAUGUUAACAAGAAAACGAGGUACUUCAGAAAAACAACCAACUGUUGAAAACUGUUUCUGCCCUCUGUUGCACCUGACCCAAGUCAUCAAGGACACGGCAGCCUCUAGACAGAGACCACUUUCACCAGCUUUCCUGCAGAUUUAAUUGGGAUUAAUGGUAUGGAGCUAAUCAAUUCAGCCAGGGGCCAGAUGCUUAGAAAUUCACCAA